This is a messenger RNA of Microtus oregoni (creeping vole), 2667 nucleotides long. Its product is annotated as rho guanine nucleotide exchange factor 6-like. Bases 1 to 2340 code for a protein of 779 amino acids. The record is from RefSeq and is a predicted model, not a curated record. The transcript is spliced from 22 exons. Lineage: Eukaryota; Metazoa; Chordata; Mammalia; Rodentia; Cricetidae. Gene Ontology annotation, biological process: intracellular signal transduction. Gene Ontology annotation, molecular function: guanyl-nucleotide exchange factor activity; protein binding.
AUGAAUCCAGAAGAACGCGUUGUGACAUGGCUUAUAUCUUUGGGAGUUUUAGAGUCUCCCAAAAAGACCAUCUGUGAUCCAGAGGAGUUCCUGAAGUCCUCGCUGAAAAAUGGGGUGGUGUUGUGCAAACUCAUCAGCAGACUCCUGCCUGGUUCAGUGGAGAAGUAUUGUCUGGAGCCCCAAACUGAAGACGACUGUAUCAACAACAUCAGUGACUUCCUGAAAGGAUGUGCAACUCUUCAAGUGGAAGUUUUUGAGCCCGAUGACCUUUAUUCAGGGGCCAAUUUCUCCAAGGUUCUGAGCACUCUUUUAGCUGUCAACAAAGCAACAGAAGAUCAGCUAUCAGAAAGACCAUGUGGACGGUCAUCUUCUCUUAGCGCUACUGCUACCAACAAUGCCCCACCAAACCCACAGACAACAGUUCCCAGCACCACUCCAGCGCAGCAAAGUCAGGCAAAGGCAGUGGAAAUGAAGGAAAAUGGAAGUCACCAGUUGAUAGUAAAGGCGAGAUUCAACUUCAAGCAGACUAACGAAGAUGAACUGUCAGUGUGUAAAGGCGACAUCAUUUAUGUCACUGGAAUUGAAGAAGGAGGCUGGUGGGAAGGCACAUUAAAUGGGAGAACAGGAUGGUUCCCUAGUAAUUAUGUCCGAGAAAUUAAACCCAGUGAGAGACCUCUUUCCCCUAAAGCUGUCAAAGGAUUUGACGCCGCUCCACUUACCAAGAAUUACUACACUGUGGUGUUACAGAACAUCUUGGAUACUGAAAAAGAAUAUGCCAAAGAACUUCAGUCGCUUCUGGUUACUUACUUAAGACCCUUGCAGUCUAAUAACAACCUUAGUACUGUGGAGUUUACUUGUUUAUUGGGAAACUUUGAAGAAGUAUGCGCCUUCCAACAGACGCUCUGCCAAGCCUUGGAAGAAUGUUCAAAGUUUCCAGAAAACCAGCACAAAGUAGGAGGCUGUCUACUGAACCUCAUGCCUCAUUUUAAAUCGAUGUACCUGGCUUACUGUGCAAAUCAUCCUUCAGCAGUCAACGUGCUCACUCAGCACAGUGAUGAUCUAGAACGAUUCAUGGAAAAUCAAGGUGCAGCCAGCCCAGGUGUCCUCAUUUUAACAACAAGCCUCAGCAAGCCAUUCAUGCGACUGGAGAAGUAUGUUACUCUCUUGCAAGAGCUGGAGCGACAUAUGGAGGAUACUCAUCCGGACCAUCAAGACAUUCUGAAAGCCAUCACAGCAUUCAAAGCACUCAUGGGGCAGUGCCAAGAUCUGAGAAAGAGAAAACAACUGGAAUUGCAGAUCCUUUCGGAACCUAUUCAGGCAUGGGAAGGAGACGAUAUUAAGAGCCUGGGGAAUGUGAUCUUCAUGUCGCAAGUGAUGGUGCAGUACGGAACCUGUGAGGAAAAAGAGGAGCGAUAUUUUAUGCUGUUUUCAAAUGUCUUGAUAAUGUUGUCUGCAAGUCCUCGGAUGAGUGGCUUUAUCUAUCAGGGAAAAAUACCAGUAGCAGGGAUGGUGGUGAAUAGAGUAGAUGAAAUUGAAGGGAAUGACUGCACAUUUGAAAUCACAGGUAACAUGAUAGAGAGAACUGUGGUCUAUUGCAACAAUAGCCAGGACUUCCAGGAAUGGCUGGAGCAGCUGAACAGACUGACCAGAGGACCAGCCUCUUCCAGCUCAUUGUCUAAGACCUCGUCAUCAUCCUGUAGUGGGCAUUCUUCUUUUAGCUCUACUGGACAGCCCCGAGGACCCUUGGAGCCUCCUCAAAUUAUAAAACCGUGGAGUUUAAGUUGCCUACGACCUGCACCUCCACUUAGACCAUCAGCAGCACUAGGUUAUAAAGAGAGGAUGUCUUAUAUCUUAAAGGAAUCUAGUAAGAGCCCCAAGACAAUGAAGAAGUUUCUUCACAAAAGAAAGACGGAGAGAAAAGCCUCUGAGGAAGACUACGUGAUUAGGAAAAGUACAGCUGCUCUGGAAGAGGACACUCAGAUUCUUAAGGUGAUUGAAGCCUACUGCACCAGCGCCAGUUUUCAACAAGGUAAUGAUGGUUCCAGCACUCGGAAAGAUUCUGUCCCACAAGUGCUACUCCCUGAGGAAGAGAAACUCAUUAUUGAAGAAACCAGAAGUAACGGGCAGACCAUCAUCGAAGAAAAGAGCCUUGUUGAUACUGUGUACGCCUUGAAGGAUGAGGUCAAAGAACUGAAGCAGGAGAAUAAGAGAAUGAAGCAAUGCCUGGAAGAAGAACUGAAGUCGAGGAAGGACCUAGAAAAACUGGUCCGGAAGCUGUUGAAGCAAACAGAUGAGUGCAUUCGAGCUGAAACCAGCAGCAAGACCUCAAUUCUCCCAUAACCGUCACUGUGCAGCUGAGCACUCGUUGAAAUAGCCAGCUGAAUUUGACUGUGCCCUUCAGCUUUUUUGUGUGUUUCUCUCUCUCUCUCUCUCUCUCUCUCUCUCUCUCUCUCUCUCUCUCUCACUGCUUGAGAGUUUGUUACUUGGUUAUCAGUUGAUUGAUAUUUGCUUUAACAGGGGAAGCAACCUGGGGUGGUGAUAAAGUGGCCCCAAUACUUUGCUAUGCCCAACAGUCCUUCACUACCUAAUUCGCUGAAGGCAAAGCUUCCCAGGCUACGUCUAGAGUAGGUGACAGUGAACGCCUUUGCCCAGUGCUCCAGCUGUACC